This is a messenger RNA of Xyrauchen texanus (razorback sucker), 3645 nucleotides long. RefSeq names its product GTP cyclohydrolase 1-like. Gene Ontology annotation, cellular component: cytoplasm. NCBI's taxonomy places the organism in Eukaryota, Metazoa, Chordata, Actinopteri, Cypriniformes, Catostomidae. Bases 86 to 856 code for a protein of 256 amino acids. Gene Ontology annotation, molecular function: GTP binding; zinc ion binding; GTP cyclohydrolase I activity. Gene Ontology annotation, biological process: tetrahydrofolate biosynthetic process; tetrahydrobiopterin biosynthetic process. The record is from RefSeq and is a predicted model, not a curated record. The transcript has 6 exons.
AAAGUCACCCAAGUUUGACCUGACCACUAUAACAGUGUUUCUUAAAGAGACAGUAUUAUAAAUACGGGCUUUGAGGAACUCAAGUAUGGAGCGCUCUAAACUGAAACAAAUGCUUCCAUGUGAAAAUGAAACCGCAGGUAAAGACAGUGCAGUCAAUGGACUGCACUUUGACGGCCGUCUGAAGAUGCCUGGAUGGAGCGCCGGUGGUGCCGCUGAGGUAGACAUGAGCUCUGUUCCGUCCUCGAGCGUGAGGGAGUGUUGGCGGGACGAGCGCUUUCGCAGUAUAGAGGACAAUGAAGCGAGCCUACCGAGCAUCGCUGACGCUUACACCACAAUUAUCAGGGGUCUCGGGGAAGAUCCGCAGCGACAGGGACUCCUCAAAACUCCACGGAGAGCUGCUACUGCCAUGCAGUUCUUCACCAAGGGAUAUCAGGAAAAAAUCAUCGAUGUCCUGAAUGACGCAAUCUUUGAUGAAGAUCAUGAUGAGAUGGUGAUUGUGAAGGAUAUUGACAUGUUUUCCAUGUGCGAACACCAUUUAGUUCCUAUUUUUGGUCGGGUGCAUAUAGGUUACCUCCCGAACAAGAGGGUUCUUGGUCUGAGUAAAUUGGCGCGGAUUGUUGAGAUAUACAGCAGGAGAUUGCAAGUUCAAGAGCGGUUGACCAAACAGAUUGCUGUUGCUAUCACUGAAGCAUUACAGCCUGCUGGGGUCGGGGUGGUCAUCAAGGCAACUCACAUGUGUAUGGUUAUGAGAGGCGUCCAGAAGAUGAACAGCAAUACGGUGACCAGCACCAUGCUGGGCGUUUUCCGGGAGGACCCCAAGACACGAGACGAGUUCCUGACCCUGGUCCGGUGCUGAGAGGGUCAGUCUGCGAUCUCCACUGCCAAAACACUCAGACCAGCCCCACAUCUCAAAGGAGUCACCUCCGGUUCUGCCUCUAGAUGAGGCACUGCUGCUUUGUAUCAUAGUGUCCCACCCAUAUCUGGGGUGGUUACCUCGGCAAAACCAUGUCCUCUGUAUCGUGUGUGUGUGUGUGUGUGUGUCAGUGACUGGGAUCUUGUUCUCUGUGGUUCAUCAGGUUUAAUCAGUAGAGCUUUGGGAGUCUCUAUUGACAAGACUGUGGUUAUUGCUGUUACACAAAGACGUAUUUUCAAUAAAGACCAUUUCAAAAGUUUACACAAUGACAUUCAAAAUUUAAAGGCAUAGUUCUCCAACAAAUGUUUAAUUCUGCCAUUAUUUCCUCAUGUUUAUGUUGUUCCAAACAUAUAUUCCUUUCCUCUGUGUAAUAUAAAGGAGACAAAAUACCGGUUACCUAAAAUACCUUUUUUCUAUACAAUGAAAGCAAAUAGUGCCUGAGGCUGUCAUUUUGCCUAACCUCUCCUUUUAUUUACCAUAGGAAAAAGUAGUAAAUACGAGUUUGGAACAACAUGAUGGUGAGUAAAUGAUAACUUGGGUGAACUAUCGCUUUAAACUGAAAAAAGCACAAUGUGACCUCACCAAACUGUCAAGUACCAAAUCUACCGAAAUUUGUUUACAUCUCUUUCCCUUUGGGUCACAUUUGAGAUCUAUUAAAUUAAACUGAGUCACACGAGAUAUCUGACAAAAUGUUUUCUUUUUACACUUUUAAAAAGGGAGGUGCGUGUCAUUUACAACAUCCAUACAAUUUGGCCAAAUUUUACAAUGACAACCCCAACAAAAAAGUGCUGUGGCGGUACCAUGGUAGUGUAUCAGAUGGUAAUACCCAGUGGUUUAUAAAAACAUGGUACUGAAUGAUUACCAUAUUCAUAUAUUGUGAUAGUACUACCAUGAGACAUGUCCAAAAACAUAUUAGCACUGUACCAUGCCUAUAACACAUGAUAAUACCAUGGUACUAUGAUAUAAAUUAUUAACAUAUUCACACACAAUUAUAUUUACUUUCCUCAUGGUACUUCAAAAAGAUUACUAAUCCAAAAAACAUGGUAAUACCAUGGUACUUUGAUAUAUACCAUAUUAUAAAAUGAUUACCAUACUGUACCAUGGUAUUUACAUGUUACUCCAAGGUACUUCAAAGAUUUCCAUGGUAUUACCAUUAUACAUGUCCAUAAACAUAGUAUUACUAUGGGUCCAUGUCCAAAAACAUGGUAGUGCCAUGACAUUUUAAAAUAAAUUACAUAAAUUAUUAUUAUUAAUAUAAAAAGUAUUAUUCAUAUACCAUGAUAUUUACAUGGUGCUCAAUGUACUUGUGCAACAUAUGGUGAUACCGUAGUAGUAUCACCAUGGUAUACAGUAUGUCCAAAAAAUACAUAGCAAUGGUAUACAAUGGUAUCAUGUCUAAUAUACAUGGUAAUAACAUGGUACUUUGAUAUACCAUGGUACUAAAUGAUUACCAUAUUCAUAUACCUUGGUAUUUACAUUGUACUCCAAAAUACUUCAAAGAUUUCUAUGGUAUUACCAUGGAGCAGGUCCAAAAGCCCAUAGUAUUACUGUGGUACCAUGCCCAAAAAAACAUGGCAUUACCAUUGGUACAAGUGAAUUGUCCCAAAGGGGUUUUAUCAAUCUUUUAUUUUGUGCUCAAAUGUAUUGAAAGUACGUGGCCUUAUAAUAUAAUAUUUACAAAAUGUGUCCAUCAGUCAAUAAUUGUGCCCAGACCCACAGUAUCAUCUGUUUUUAUGCUUGAUCAAGCAAAGUGUUUGUUUAAACUACUCAUGAACAGUAUUUACAAAGUCCUAACAAGUUUUGUGCAACACUUUUAUUUUGCAUUUAAAAUCAACUGUCUGAAAUAGCAUGUUAAAGUGAUGACCAGGUGCAGUCUUCUAAAUGCCCUGUCUUUAUGGUGAUAGAUUUUGUUUACCCUAUGAAGGUGGUCUUUUUUUUUUUUUUUUUUGGUCUGGAAAAAGACCAGAGGUGAAAGGUGCAUUCGAGGUCAAAAUACAGUAGUCCCUGCUUUUGCACACUAUGGCAGAGAUACUUAUUAACGAUACAGAAAGUACUUGAAUUGAUGUGAUCUUUCUAAAUAAAAACCAUGCAGAAAAGAGGGGAAACUAACAUCUAAAAAUACAUUAUUUUAAGAUUCUACAUUUGUAGAACUUUUGUAUGUUUACUCUGACACAUGUUUACGUGACCUUGGACAUGAGUUUGAAUAUGAAAUGCAUAUGUAUAAUUUUAGAGAAAGGAUUAUAUGAAAGGGAUCAUUCACCCAAAAUUCUGAAAUUUGUGUCAUUUACUCACCUUCGUGUACUUCAAACCUGUAUUUAUUUCAUCUAUGGAUCACAAAAUGAGAUGCUAGGCAGGUCUUAAUCACCAUUCAAUUUUAUCAGGCAUUUUUUUCCCAUACAAAUAAAAUCCUAAAGGUUUUGAACAUCAAGUGGGUGAGUAAAUUAUGACAGAAUGGAUGUUCAUCCAUUUUGGGAUGAACAAUCCCUUUAAACAACAGUUAGUACUAUGGGUUUACCGAUAUGUUAUUGCUUUGGAAAAAGAGUUUAACUUUUAACAAACAGUAUGUAAGAUGUUUAAUGUCACAAUCACUUCAUAUUAGAAUCAGAGUAAAGAAAAUGAGCACUUGAUAUUGAGAAAUCUAGUGUUAUUCAUGUGACCUUAAUAAAUAAGCCUUUUAUAUACGUAAUACUUUGCAAUUGAUGUUCAUUACCAUUUUCAGCUCAACAAAUAAA